Symbiodinium natans is the source of this 1785-nucleotide messenger RNA. The record is from the annotation of a GenBank genome assembly. NCBI's taxonomy places the organism in Eukaryota, Dinophyceae, Suessiales, Symbiodiniaceae.
AUGCGUCGAGAGAAGCUGCAGACCGCACCAGAGGAGGUGCAACGAGUGUUGAGAAGUUUCGGGCAACUAGCGGACGACUGUGGCGUAACCUUGCUGCUGACCGAACAUGGCAUGCCCAAGUACAUCAUGGAGCUCAAAGACAGCACGCGGUUGUUCAUGGGCAGCAUCUUCGGAGACUCGAAGGACUCCGACAACGUGCUCGCCUCCAUGCGUGCUGCGAACUCUGCGGCCGGCUUCGUGCCGACGUCGGUAUCCAUUGGCGGAUACUUCUCCACAGCUUCGGGGGAGCUUCUGGUGGACGGGGAUCGUGGACGAAGGUGGAUGCUUGUGCCAUGCUUUGAGGAGAAGCAGUCCCUUGCAUCGGACAAGUACACUCCAGUGAGUGAAUGCUCAUACAAGCUGCCCGUCACGCUUGGUGCUUUGCACACUGCAUUGCGUGCAAGUGGCACGAGCAUCGAGGGCCUGAAGUACCACGCCGCUGUCGCAAGCUUUCAUGCGGCCCAGGCGAACCUGCACAAGUCCAUGGCCUCAACAACGAUGCCAGCGGACCUGAGGCCGAUCCUUGAACCUCUGGAGCAGUGUCUCAGGCAGCUGAGGGAGGCGGACGUGGCAGCCUUGGAUGCCCUGCCCCGGCAGGUGAUCCACGGGGACUUCCAGCCCAAGAAUCUGAUGCUGAGCCCCGAUGGCUCCCGGAUACGCAUCUGUGACACAGAGACCAUGACCCAGGGCCCCCGAAUCUACGACCUGCUCUUCGUCUUCAUGGGCAGCGACGACGGCGAGUUGGUGGGCCAGUGGGGCGCGGCGGUGGACCGCCUCGAAGAGUACCUUGCCGCCUCCUGGCCCUUCAGCGAGGAGGAGGUGCGAGCCACGCCCACCGCACUUGCCCAUCUUGCCACCGGCAUCGGAGCAUGGGCUGCCCAGAAGUUCGACCACCCUGGCAGCUUGACUCCGGAGAGGCUGGCGAGGAUUGCGACGUGCUUCUCCAAGGCCGCCACGGUGUUCUUGGACUGUGAGAAGAUCCGGGCGUGCUGCUGUCUGGCCAACUGCUUUGCGGGAGGCCCAAGAGUGGAACUGGAGGCUUACAGCACCUACUUCCACGGGACAGAAGAGUCGGGCAUGGCGCUUCAGUGCCCAGCAUUGGAGCCAGGGCAAAAGGGAGCGGCUGUCUUUUUCAAUGGCACCUUCUCUCCCGUGCAUGCUGGGCACCUGGCGACGGCUCAAUCCGCCGUGAAUGCCGUGAAGGAGGAGCUGGGCUUCGACAAGGUGACGGUGGUCUUCUCGCCGUGUCACGACUCCCACGAGGCCGGAAAGCUCAGGCAGCUCUGUGUUGGCGUGGCGCACCGCGCCGCGAUGCUCGAAGCUGCGGGGGCCACCGUGGACUUGUGUGAGGCUUACCGCGACACCGCGGCCAUGGACCUGGAAGGUGUGCAGUCCUCCUUCGUGCGGCGCUUGCCUGGCAACUACGAGGCCUUCUUCUUGGUGGGGGCCGAUGUGGCGAGCUGGAGGUGGCUUCGGAGGAAAGUGGCCCUGGGCCUCCACGUGCUGCUGGUGGUGAAUCGCCCAGGAUCCGAAUCGCGCAUCGAAGCUUGCGAGCGGGGCUUCCGAUCGCGGCCCUGGCCGGGUUCCCUUCACGUGGUUCGUGGCAAGGACACGGGCAAGUCCUCCACGCGGAUCCGCGCGGCCGCUGCUGGCGAUGGUGACUUGGAAGAAGAGGUGGGUAUUCCCAAGGUCGCGGCGUACAUUGCGCAAAAUCGCUUGUACAGAUCAGCCUUCGAUGGAGCGUGA